AUGACUGAAAACACGAACGGGUACGGUAAAAUAUGGGUUUUUUCUGAAUAUUUCAUAUUAUCCUUGGGACAAACUCUUGAGUGUUUCAAGGUCACUCCCCCUCGAUCUCUAUCUCUCAACCCCCAACAAGAUUGGAGGAUACAACACCUUGGUGUAACACCUCCCAUCGCCUUGAGCCAACCGACGCCUAGAGAGUUUGAAGUUACAGAUUCGUUACUUGAAGAGCUUAAAGAGCAAGGCACUUUUGAAAGCGAAGAAGAAAGCAAAAGACGUGAAGUAGUGCUUGGCAAACUUGAUAAAAUCGUUAAAGAUUUUGUGAAACAAAUAUGUAGAAAAAAAAAUUUAUCCGAAGCUGACGCUAAUGAAGCUGGAGGAAAAAUAUUUACUUUCGGUUCCUAUCGACUAGGUGCCGAUAUUGAUACAUUGUGUGUUGUUCCUCGUCACGUAGUACGUGAAGAUUUCUUCACCGAAAUGCAUGAAGCUUUGCGUUGUCGGAACGAAGUUACAGAAUUGACGAGUGUAACUGAUGCAUAUGUGCCUGUAAUCAAAAUGAAAUUUCAAAAUAUCCCGAUUGAUCUUGUAUUUGCAAGCUUGGGAGUUUCUAAAGUCCCUGAUGAUCUUGAUCUUCAAGAUAAUUCUCUACUAAAGAAUUUAGAUGAAACUUGUAUAAGAAGUUUAAAUGGAUCCCGAGUGACAGACGAAAUCCUACGCUUGGUUCCUAAUAUACCAGCAUUUCGGACUUCUCUGAGAUGCAUUAAAUUAUGGGCAAAAAGGCGUGCCAUUUAUUCUAAUAUAAUGGGAUUUUUUGGUGGUGUUGCUUGGGCUAUGUUAGUGGCCCGUAUAUGCCAACUAUAUCCUAACGCUAUUGCUGGCGCAAUAGUGUCUCGAUUUUUCAGAAUCAUGUAUCAAUGGAAUUGGCCACAACCAGUAUUACUGAAGCCCAUUGAAGAAGGUCCAUUACAAGUCAGAGUCUGGAAUCCAAAGUUAUAUCCAAUUGAUCGAUCACAUCUGAUGCCUAUUAUUACUCCAGCUUAUCCUUCAAUGUGCGCAACACACAAUGUUACAUCUUCAACAAAAAAAAUUAUCGAAAAUGAAUUUAAAAGAGCUGCUGAAAUUGCCGAUAAAGUCAUGGUUGGAACUGGAAAAUGGAAUGAACUUUUUGCUAAACACGAUUUUUUUAUGAGAUAUCGUUAUUAUCUCCAAAUUAUAGCAUCUUCGGAUUCUCCCGAACGACAAUUGAAAUGGGCUGGAAUGGUAGAAUCAAAGAUUCGACAUCUCAUCACUAAACUUGAAUUAGUAGAAAACCUUAGUCUAGCGCAUCCCUUUGUAAAUGGUUUCGAGAAAGUUCAAUAUUGUAGAAAUGAUCAAGAACAAUCUGAUAUUGCAUACGGAAUGUUUGAUAAUAAUAAUAGUGCUGAAGUAAACACCGCCGCGCAAUCACAAGAUAAUGUACGCCGAAUAUAUACGACCACUUUUUACAUCGGAUUAUUUAUUGAGCCUCGAUCAACUGGUGCAACCGCGCCACGACAAUUGGAUAUCUCUUGGCCUAUCUCCGAAUUCACAAAAAUGGUGAAAUCAUGGGACAAAUAUGAUGAACAAACUAUGGCAAUUGUCGUUAAUAACGUAAAACGAAAUGCACUCCCCGCCGAUGUAUUUGAGGAUGGUGAGCCAAGACCGAUACGGCGUAAAUCACCGAGAGCUACUCCUGGAUCACCGAGAGCUACUCCCGGGAAGAAUAAAUUCCUUAACACUACCACAACGGGAACGGAACAGCCCAACAAGAAGCGACGAGGCUCGAAUGAUACAGUAAUGUCAGCAUUCGAUCAAGUUAAUUUAAACAAUAAUGAACCAAUUCUGAAUGGAUCAGAAAACCUGACGACUCUCUCUCCUGCUACACCUCCAACAGCAUCAUUUGACCAGCACGUGAGGCAGACUGUCAAGAGUGGUCCUUGA
Ambispora leptoticha is the source of this 1953-nucleotide messenger RNA. The record is from the annotation of a GenBank genome assembly. Lineage: Eukaryota; Fungi; Glomeromycota; Glomeromycetes; Archaeosporales; Ambisporaceae.